Messenger RNA from Mustela lutreola (European mink), 6249 nucleotides. It is a transcript of the gene ZNF660, whose product is annotated as zinc finger protein 660. The transcript has 4 exons. Gene Ontology annotation, molecular function: RNA polymerase II cis-regulatory region sequence-specific DNA binding; DNA-binding transcription factor activity, RNA polymerase II-specific. The coding region runs from base 479 to 1474 and encodes 331 amino acids. The record is from RefSeq and is a predicted model, not a curated record. Gene Ontology annotation, biological process: regulation of transcription by RNA polymerase II. Lineage: Eukaryota; Metazoa; Chordata; Mammalia; Carnivora; Mustelidae.
UCCAGAUGCCUAGAAGGGCCCGGGGGUCAAGUUGAGAGUUAGUGGCGAGUCAGUGACGCAGUUCCGUCUCCGCUGUGUUCCGAGAUGUGAGUCUGGCGCUUUCGACGAGAGCGAUAGGACACCCCCUUAGGAACUUCCUCACCAAACCCUAGGAAGAGAUCAGGCAAGAUUUUUGUGCUGGGCAGAUUCUUCGGACUAAGGCUCUGCUGGCCAGGUAUUCCCUCUUAUUCGUCACUGUAUUGCAGCUAAUCAGUAACCAAGGGCCAUGUGACUGCUGCUCACAGAAACCCAAACAGGCAGGUAAUGCUGAUGGUGGAACUGAGGAGGUGUUGAUCCCAAAAUCACUCCUAAAAACGUGAGAAUCUUACACUUUGAAGAGAAACACAGAGGUGUUUCCAGGGAAGUAAAAAUUUAGAAAGCUCUUCUGAAGAGGAAGAGAAGAUUCAACAGGCCAUUGUGAUGCUUCAAGCAAGAGAAAAUGAGGAGAAAGACGAGAAGCUUCAGGCAUAAGAUAGUUAAAGACAAUAAAACACUUACAGAAGUGAGUGAGCAUGAAUAUGAAAAAGAUGGUAGUGAGUGCUUGGAUCCUGCAACGAAUAUGAGAAUUCAGGCUGAAAAGAAACAGUAUAUAUGUACUGAGUGUGGGAAAGCCUUUAGUCAGAGUGCAAAUCUUACAGUACAUGAGAGAAUCCACACAGGAGAGAAACCCUAUAAGUGUAAGGAAUGUGGAAAAGCCUUCAGUCAUAGCUCCAACCUUGUUGUUCAUCGGAGAAUCCACACUGGACUGAAGCCCUACACAUGCAGUGAAUGUGGGAAAUCUUUCGGUGGUAAGUCUCACCUCAUUCGGCACCAGGGAAUCCAUAGUGGGGAGAAAACUUAUGAAUGUAAGGAGUGUGGGAAAGCCUUUAGUCGGAGUUCAGGUCUUAUUUCACAUCAUAGAGUUCACACUGGGGAGAAGCCCUACACUUGUAUCGAGUGUGGGAAAGCCUUUAGCCGUAGUUCAAACCUUACUCAGCAUCAAAGAAUGCACAAAGGAAAAAAAGUUUACAAAUGUAAGGAGUGUGGGAAAACAUGUGUUUCUAAUACAAAGAUUAUGGACCAUCGGAGAAUUCACACAGGGGAGAAGCCUUAUGAGUGUGAUGAGUGUGGAAAAGCUUUCAUUUUAAGGAAGACCCUUAGUGAACAUCAGAGACUUCACCGUAGAGAGAAACCUUACAAAUGUAAUGAAUGUGGGAAAGCUUUUACUUCUAAUCGAAACCUUGUUGAUCAUCAGAGAGUUCACACUGGAGAAAAACCUUAUAAAUGUAAUGAAUGUGGCAAAACCUUCAGGCAGACUUCUCAAGUUAUUCUACAUUUGAGAACGCACACUAAGGAAAAGCCCUUUAAAUGUAGUGAGUGUGGGAAAGCCUAUCGUUACAGCUCACAGCUUCUUCAACACCAGAGAAAACAUAAUGAGGAGAAAGAAACAUCAUAAAUAACAUAUAUUGUUGGUAGUAGGCCUAAUUGCUACUUUUUGGAAAAACAAUUUUUCAUUAUUCUUGACCUUAAUUAAAUUUCUAUGACUCUAUACAGGGAAAGUAACCAGAAGCAGACAAAGAUGAUCAGAGGGAUAUUCAUACUAGCAUCAUAUAUAACUGAAGGAAGAGAACUAGAUUUUCAGUAGCAUAGGGUUUAAAUGAAUGGUGGUCUAUCUACAUGAUGGUUUUAUAGCCGUUAUAAACAUUUUUAAAGAAUAAUGCCAUGAGGAAAAUUAUUUGUAUAAAAUGGAAGAUAAAGAGAAAACAAAUUUGAUCCAAAAUUUUUUUUGAUGCAAAUUUUUUAAAAACAUGUACCUAUAGGAGAAAAAUUUGAAUGAAAUAAUACCAAACCAAAACGUUAACAGUGAUUAUCGUUGGGUGGUAGGAUUAUAGGCGAUUUCUAUUUUCUCUAUACUUUUCUAUGCUUUUUAGAUUUUCUACAAGAAUAUACUACUUUUAUAUUCAGGAAAGAAGUACAGUAUUUUUUAAAUACAAUAAUUUCAUGUUCAUUUUCACUCAUCAGUGUUAUGAAAGGCAUGUAGAACAUGGGCCCUAAACUCAUGGGAUUCCACCCUAAUACUGGCACUUGGUAGUGGUGGAAGCAUGAGCAAGUCACUUCCUUUAAGAGCCUGUUUCCUGUUUGUUAAAUAAUAAACAUCAGUUGUUGGUCUUUUGCUGUUUUAAAAUAAGCUGACAUUUUUAAACUCUUAGGCUAAAAGAACAACAAAAAUUUACCACAUUCUCCUCUCCCACGGUUGUGAGAUCUGCAGGUAAUAGAGACUUCAUAUUUUCGAUAUAUAUUUACAAAACCAGAAAAAAUAACCCCUUAUGAAAUUGAAACAAUUGCAGGUACAUAGCCUGUAAAGAUGCACUCAGCAUAAUCUAAAACGAGGGGAAGACUCUGACUUCUCAUCUAUAAUUUGGUAUCUUAAAUUUCGGACUUUGGGAUCAGAGUAUGUAUUCUGAUCCCAGAUCUGCCACGCACUAGCUUGUCAAUUAUGGACAAGUCACUUAACUGCAUUGAGCCUUAGACUUAUCUGCAAAAGGGAAUAACUACCUACUUCACAGGGUUGUGAGGAUUUAAUGAGAUAAUUCAUGUAUUAUUUGAUAAGACUGGCAUAUAAUAAAUGAAAAUAGCUCAACUGUGGGACAUCAGAGCAGUGUUUCUAAACUCUUAGGAAAAGUUUUACCUAAGGUAGCAUUUAGGACAUUUUUAGGUGUAAUGAGCAAAAUAUCAAGAACUAGUAGCUAAAACCUUAAGAACAUUGAUUGUUUACUUAUGGGGAAGUCUAGAGGUAAGCAUUCCCAAAUUUGGUUUGACAACUGAGCAAUUCAUCAAACUUAGGUCUUCAUUCCAAAAUUUUCAGCAUAUUGGAUUUCGUUUUUUGCAGUCUCCCGGUUGUAAGAUGUUGGCCAUAACUGGGAACUCUACUCUUCACAACUCUUUCAGAGUCAGGAAGUGAGGAAAGGAGCUAAGGCUUUCUGAUCUAUUUGCCUUCUCCCUUAUAUCGUUGAGGAAAUGUUUCUUGGGAGAAGGGAGGGAUGCUGUGCAGUCAGUGCUACAGGCGCUCACUAGCUUCCUCUGCCUUUAUGUCUGGGCCUUUGAGAAGGCCUUAACCGAUUUUCAGCGUUUUAAACUCUGAGUCCUUAGCUCAAGAUCCCACGGGGAACACUUAGAAUCUGCCCAUUCUUAAAUGCAGUCACCUCUCUUUCUUCAUAUAUAGUGAAUUCUUAAGCCUAAUGCCAUUUGUCUUAUGCACAUGGUGAUUAUUCUUAUCCCAUUCAAUCUUUUAACAUUUGUACAAGAAAAUUGAGUCUCAUUGAGGUUAGGUGACUCAGUAGUUAGUGCUUGGAGGCAGGAUUUGAACUCAAAUCUGAGUUUUAAGUCCAUGCUUCCUUCAUGAUACCAAAGUGCCUCUGCCCACCAUAACAGUUCUGUAUGUGAGUGGGAAAUCAGUUGGGACUCUCCUGAGUAGACGCCUCAAUGAAAGGUAAUUGUAUCUGGAUAAUCAUUUGAUCAUAGUUUCAUAAGGAAGAUGCUAUCUGUCUUCUCUGAGUUUAAUUUAUGGCUUAUCUCUGCACCUUGUAAUUUAGUUUUAAGAAUUAUAUAUUUCUUCCUUGCUGUUAUUGGAGACAAGCAGAAGGUUGUAAAGGGUAUUGUGUGAAAAGGGUUUGGUUUUGUCCUAUUUUGAUAGGAUAGUGGCUUAUAUUCAGUUUUGGGAUGUUAUAAUCCCUCUUUGCAUGGUUAUUCAAAACAAGGUCUAGAGGUUAGUCCCUCUUUGUAUAGUUACUCAAAACAAGGUUUGCUGCAUUCAGGGAUAGGACUGUUUGGUAGGCACUUCCCCAAGAGUGGUUGGACAUGAGGGUAGGAUAACCCACAUGUGGCAGUGGGUUACAUUACUGUAGUACUAAGUGUCCUUCCACCAUUUUUCCCUUGUCUUGUGUCCUUUUAAAAUUAAGGGAGGUGUUUGUAAUUAGUAUCCCAUGCCUUUUGUCUCGCCAGCCAUCCUCACCCGCUGAUUACCUCUGUGGAAACUCCCCAUGACUAAUGUCUACUGGUGGCCAAAACUAAGAAAACAGGCAGUUGGCUUAUUAUAUAACUAUCAGAGUUUAUUUUUUGAACAUUUAUUAUCACCAAGCAGAGUUGUUGAUAUUUCCUAUGUUGCCAAGCAGGUAUUCUGAGAUACUUUCCUAUCACUGUCUCAUAGCAUCUGAGAUUCUUUCAAAUAGGCUUUCUUUUUCAUCUUAAAGAUUUUUGUGAUCUUCAAGAGUAAAUACCUUUGGAAGGAUACUGUGUCAUCUCAAACCCAGCAAUCUGAAUACAGAUCUUCACAUAUCUUGCCCCAGGCAAGGUAAGAUAAUAAACCCUCACCCAUUUUCUAGUCUGAUACCUGUCUUGAGCUGCAAGAGUAAAUGCUGUAAGUGGUCCCCAUGCCCUUUCAGACGAAUAUUCUGCACUAUAAUUUGAACUGAUUAUCCACCUUCCUCCAGGGGUCUUUCAAAACCAAAAGCUGUUGACUUCAGUCAGAGUUUAAUUAUGCAGUUCUUACCAUACUUUUAGGCCUUUCAAGAUGCACCCUGGAUUCAGGGUCUCUUUGUGUUUUUUCCAGCAUCCUGUGCUAAUGGAAACCUGGUUGUUCCUUAAUAGCAGUGCUUCUUCUGCAGCACCUCAUUUGUUAGUUUUUGUCUCCCUCAACCCAUUUUCCUGUCUUUACUGCUAUUUUUUCUCUAUUCUCCAUCAACCCAGCUCAUCAAAAACCCAGCUCUUUUGAAAUAUACAUCGCUGGAUUACUGUGUAUUACCCAGGACUGUUCUUGUUAUCUGCUGGCUUCCUGUGCACUCACACUUACUCAUUUAUGUCUUUAGUGCCCUGAAUAUUCUGGAGGAAUAUAAAGAGGUGAUAUUUUUAGCCAUAGACAUCCUGGUUAUGUAGAAUUGCUCUUGUGUAGAAUAGAGAUAUAUAUGUCCUCCUUUUAGUUGAGAUAAUGUGAAAUAAAAUCUCAUUUUAUAUAGCUUGAUUAAAGAGAAAUAUGAAAGACAAAGAAUUAAGCAUAGAGAGAAGAAUGUCUUCCUAGGUUUAGAGAUACUUUUUAUUGAUGGUAUGUACCGUAUUAGUUGUUACUUGGAACUGAGAAGAAAAUCAAAACCAAAAAGGGCUUUAAAUUCCAUAAGACUAAAUUUGAUUUCAGUUCUGUAACCUCAGUGACAGACUUCCUUUUUUAAAUUUUUCCAUUAAAUAUAAAUAAUUCCAUUUAAUAUAAGUGAAUAAAAUAGUAUGCUUGCAUUGUUCGAUUGUUUUCAGAAACUAGACUGUCUUUAAUCACCUGAUGUUAUAAAGCUGUUUUUGCAGGACAUAGUUAUAGUAUCUCCAAUAAAUCUGUUAUUAUUGUUAGAAAUACCACUGAAUUUUUUUUCUUGUUGCUUCCUUUGUUCAGAGUGGGAAGAAACACUUCAGUUUGCUUUUCUUUAGGCAGCUGUUUUUUGGAAUGAGCUGAUUUGGCUUAUUUCUGAUUUAAACACAACAUGCAGCUUGUUAUUUUCAUACUUCUACAUAAACAGGAGCUUUUUAGCCAAUAGAAAGUGUCUUGUAAUUUCCUUAAAGGACUUGUACAGCCUAUUAUUGUCCCAACUCCUUUUUUUGGCCCCAUCUGUGUUUCAAAUCUUUACUAUUAUGUAGACCUUAGAUGGCUAUAUAAAACCAGCCAUGUUCCCUGAUGUCUGUUUCUGCUCCAGAAAGUGGGUUUGUAAGUGGUAUAAAAGAGACGGCAGACUCCUUUCUGGGCAACACAGACAAUGACCUGACUAGUUCCCACUCUUCCCACUGACCGUUUAAAUGCACAUGGCACAGUUUGACCACAGGGAUUGUGUAGACAUAUAAAAGCUGUAACGUAUCUCUGAAACUAAGACCAGUGGACUCCAAAUCUGGGAACCACAAGAGGUAACAGCACACAUACAGAUCAACUUCUGAGGCCCACCAAAUCUGGACCAGGGUCUGGGAAUCUAUAUAAAACAAUGCUUUUGCAGUGGGAAUUGAAGAAAAUUUUUCAUUGGGAUCCUUGAUUCUUUACAUGACUACUGUGAUAAUUGUCCAUUUUUCCCUCAGAAGAAUCUAUAAAUUACAAAAUUACUGAGAUAAAUACUGAAGUUUGUAUAAUCAUGACAAAUUAGCAACCAGUUUACAGAGUAUGAAAUAAAAUGCUGUCACAUUUGCAGUGUUUGUUUUAUCACAAAA